Messenger RNA from Populus trichocarpa (black cottonwood), 1962 nucleotides. RefSeq names its product heavy metal-associated isoprenylated plant protein 37. NCBI's taxonomy places the organism in Eukaryota, Viridiplantae, Streptophyta, Magnoliopsida, Malpighiales, Salicaceae. The record is from RefSeq and is a predicted model, not a curated record. Gene Ontology annotation, molecular function: metal ion binding. Bases 348 to 1610 code for a protein of 420 amino acids. The transcript is spliced from 4 exons.
CGUUAAAUCACAUCACCUCGGAUUUCACAGAGCAGAGCAUCCCCUCCUCCUCCUUAUUUCUCUCUCUCCCACUUCUCUCCCUGCUACACUGCCAUAUGUUUCAUGUCCCGAUUCUGACUUUUAUUCCCUCCCGCGCCUACUUUAUCUUCUCCUUUUCGCUUUGUUUGUCCUGGCAUUGUUUGUUUUGGUUUCUGUGUUCUUUGGUUGUUCCUUUAAAUUUUUCUGAAGUCUGAAGAAGCUAAAACAAUGCCCAUGUGCUUUUAUUUUGUUUGCUUUUGAGAACUGGAAGAAGAGAAGGAAAAGAGACUGAGUGUUUUGAGCCUCUUUCAUUACAAAACACUGAAGAGAUGACCAAAGAAGAUGACUUUAAGCUCCUCAAGAUCCAGACUUGUGUUCUCAAAGUGAACAUACACUGUGAUGGGUGUAAGCAGAAAGUAAAGAAACACCUUCAGAGGAUUGAAGGAGUUUACCAAGUAAACAUAGAUGCCGAGCAACAAAAAGUCACAGUUUCAGGUACUGUAGAUACCGCAACUUUGAUCAAGAAACUAGUCAGAGCUGGGAAACAUGCUGAGGUUUGGUCCCAAAAGUCCAAUCAAAAACAAAAUAACAACUGCAUCAAAGAUGACAAGAGCAAUAAAAGUCAAAAGCAAGGCUUGGUCAAGGGCCUCGAGGCCUUCAAGAACCAGCAGAAAUUCCCUGUAUUCAGCUCUGAAGAAGAUGAUGACUAUCUUGAUGAUGAAGAAGAUGAUGAUGGGGAUGACCUCGGAUUUCUUGGACCAAGCCAACUGGGUCUUCUCAGGCAGCAUAUCAUGGAUGCAAACAAAGCAAAGAAAGGUAUCGGUGCCAUUCCUCCAGCUUCUAACAAUGGUAAUGAAAUGAAAAAUCUUGUAAAUGGGAAUGCUGGAAAGAAAGGAAACCCAAAUCAGAAUAUGGGAAUGAAGGUCAAUCCAGGGGGGAUAGAUCAGAAAACCAUGGCAGCAUUGCAAAUGAAAAAUGCCCAAUUAGGUGGUGGAAACAUCAGUGCUGGGGAGGGCAAAAGGGGAAAUGACACUAGUACCAUGAUGAACCUUGCUGGUUUUCGUGGAAAUGAUGCUAAUGUCAGCAAUGCUACAGCUGCUAUUGCUGCAUUAGGAGGUAAUCCCAACGGUCUAGGGUUGCAAGUUCAAUCCAAUAAUAACGGGCAUCAAGGACCUUCUGCAGCAGCGGCAGCGGGAUUCCCGACUGGUGGAUAUAGCACAGGUCAGUACCCAUCAUCCAUGCUGAUGAACAUGACUGGGCAAAACCAUCCAGCAUCAAUGAUGAUGAACAUGCAAAACAGGAAUGGCAUGCAACAACCCCAGAUGAACAUGACUGGGCAAAACCAUCCAGCAUCAAUGAUGAUGAACAUGCAAAACAGGAAUGGCUUGCAACACCCCCAGAUGAUGUAUCACAGGUCUCCUUAUAAUCCACCGACCACUGGUUAUUGCUACAACCCUCACCCUCACCCCUACGCUGACCCUCACCUAGCUCACCCCUACGCUGAACAACCUAAUUAUAAUGGCGAUUUCUCUGCUGCAGCAUCAACAGAAAUGUUCAGUGAUGAGAGCACUAGCAGCUGUUCCAUAAUGUAAUGAAAGCAUGUAGAAAGAGUAAAAAAAGAAUGGUGUGCUGACUUGAAUAAAUGUAAUGUUUAGGGGAGUUGGUUCCUCUUGUCAGUAUUCUCCGGUGGUGUGGUCUAGAGGAACAGGUCGGAUUGAGAAUUGGAUGCAGGAUGUCUCUGUAGUUAGUUCUGAAUCUUCUUUUUUUAGCAGUGUAUCGUGUAGUCGUUAAGAUGUUUGUUUCUAAAUUAGUCGAGCUCUCUCUUGUUCUUUUAUUUGUUUGAAAGAAAGAGAGUCUUGGUUUGUGGAUUGUGUAAGCCACGCUACCAGCAAGUAAAUAAACAAAAGGGAGUGAAUUAUGGAGUAAUAUAUAAAUGUUGGUGUA